GUCCUCAUAAAUUUGUUUUGUGAAAGGUCAACCGCUUCGAAAAUCAUUGCUGCUUGAUAUCGACGUUGCUUUGACAACACUAAGGAGGGUACCGGCUCAGCAGCAAAACUCGUCGCUUCGUCAAUAGUUAUUGAGGCAAGAGGCAAGAACCUCGGAUAGUUGAGCAGAAUGAAUUCUGAGGAAGGCAAGUCUGCAGCAGGUCACCCUUCUGCUGCUUCUUCUCUCCACGUCCGAGAGGAAUCAGAAGAGUUUGACAUCAUUGAGCAUGUGGUGCGACCACGGGUAUCGAGCACUACUGUCAACAGCAACAGUGAAUUUGAGCUACAGAAAUUGGGUAAAACUGAGAGCACAAGGCAAGCAUUGGCUAUUACUGUGCCACCAAACAGUUCUUCCACACGUUUCCAACCACCUACCGGUAGCAAUACUGAUCCGUCCUACCAUUGGAGCCCAGCCAACAACAUUUCGGCCCUUGGUCAAUUAGAUGUCUUGGCAGUGGCUGUAAUGGAUCAGGAAGAUCUGCCACAAGAACUCCAAGCAAAGGACAAAGAGGAAAAUGACCUUGAAGACCGCUCCAUUUUGAAUCUCCUGCAAGAACCGCAUAGAAAAUGGGAGCCAACUGAUGAAUCAGCCUUGGAAGAGGAUGAGAUGGAUGAAGAGUUUGCUUGUGCUCCACCAAGACUUGCCCAAGGGCCAAACAUUGAGCUGCAGAUACAGCCUGGAGCAAUCGCUGUUGCUGGUCCGGGCAUACAAGAAACCAAUGUUGAAAUCGAUUCUACUGAAUCAAAUACAGCGGCUGAAGAUAUCUCUACUGUGGAGGACAGUAGCGGGUUGGUUGUGGCAAAUCUGGUAGCGGAGGAUCUGCCCCAGGCUGAAGAAUUAGACAUGGAUUCAUCCCUCUUGAGAAAAGACUUCAUGAAACGGCUUUUGAUGAAAGUCAUACUGGCAGCAGUUAUCUUCAUAUUCUUGAUCAUAAUGCUGGUGAUUCUCAUUCCCAAGAACGAAGGAGCCAACAUGACACUUACAUGGGAAGCAACACCAAGCGCCAUGCCUUCACAAAUGUCUUCACAAAUGCCCACAUCCUCUGAUGACUACAUCAUGUCUCUACUACCAGGAGAAACCAUUCUGGCCAUCACCGAGCAGACCGAUUCUCCUCAAUCCAAAGCCUGGCAGUGGCUGUUGGAAGAUAUGGAAUUUCCAGUCUCUCUGCCAGAAGACCGCAUCAUGCAAAGGUUUGCCCUUGUCACACUAUUCUAUUCCACUGGAGGAGAAGCGUGGACCAAUAAUGAUAGUUGGCUUGACCACCAAAUACAUGAGUGUGAAUGGUACAACUCACCUGAUUUUGCCAACAAAGAAGUCAUAUCAAACAUCUAUGAGGAGUUUCUUGCUGGCUACAUGGAACCAAUGCCCCACCACCAUUGUAAUGAUGAUGGUACAUACCAACAUUUGUGGCUGAACAGAAACAAUCUUGUGGGCGCAUUGCCCCAAGAGAUCUACAUGAUGACAUCCCUUCAGACAUUGUCUGGUGUCUCUAACUCAUUACACGGUGAAAUCUCUACAUUUGUUGGGCAACUAACAGCACUGCACGGGAUUGCAUUCUCUGACAUCAAGGGCACUGGAGCAAUCCCCUCGGAAGUUGGGUUGUUGACCAACCUUCAAGUCUUUCAAUGUCGAAACUGUGGUUUUCAAGGACACAUUCCCAUGGACAUUUGGAGGCUGAGCAAUCUUUCUCAUCUAAUUUUGCCUGUGCACCCACAGUUGCAGGGCUCCAUCCCAGCAGAGAUUGGAAGGCUAUCCAUGUUGACAUUUCUUAUCCUAGAUCGGUGUGACCUUUCUGGUAGCAUUCCUUCUGAAUUUGGCGAGCUUGGGAAACUCCAUAUGUUCACAAUGAAUAGCAACAAGUUCACCGGCACACUGCCCACAGAGAUGGGUCUUCUCUCAAGCCUAACCCUUUUCCCACCUCGCAACAACCUGUUCCAUGGUACCGUCCCAUCAGAGUUGGGACAACUUACAUUAUUGACCACGCUAACACUUCGUGGCAACAGGUUUCACGGGACUGUUCCAAGCGAACUUGGACUCCUUACCAACCUUACAAUUACACUCAACCUGCGUGGCAAUUCACUUUCCGGAACCAUCCCAACAGAGCUUGGGGUCUUGUCAAGGCUUCAGGAGCUAGAUUUGCAAGGAAACCAGUUGUUGUCUGGCCAAAUUCCCAGUGAACUGGGCCAACUUUCAUCUGUCGGCCAUCUUACAUUUGCCAAUAAUUCUUUUUCUGGCACGGUGCCAUAUGAGUUGUCUGCUCUUCAGCCGAUACUCCAUACAUUGACCUUGGAAGGGAACCCACUCUUAUCUGGUACAAUUCCUGAAGCUGUUUGCAACUUCAAUGGUACCUGUGUUGGAAAUGCAUGGGAUGAAUGUGAUAUGAUACAGGGUUUGUCAUUUGACUGUACCAGCCUCCUCUGUGGCUGUAACUGUACUUGUUGGAAUAGCACUAGCUCAUAAGGUCCACUGGACUAUCAAUUAACGUACUGGUGGCAAACUGACGAAUGAAUAGGCUAGCGAGUUACUAGUUGACCAAGGCAGUCUACUCCGCCUCCUCCUCGUCGUCAUCACUC
This is a messenger RNA of Seminavis robusta, 2612 nucleotides long. NCBI's taxonomy places the organism in Eukaryota, Bacillariophyta, Bacillariophyceae, Naviculales, Naviculaceae. The record is from the annotation of a GenBank genome assembly.